This is a messenger RNA of Aegilops tauschii subsp. strangulata, 769 nucleotides long. RefSeq names its product cysteine proteinase inhibitor A. Lineage: Eukaryota; Viridiplantae; Streptophyta; Magnoliopsida; Poales; Poaceae. The record is from RefSeq and is a predicted model, not a curated record. Gene Ontology annotation, molecular function: cysteine-type endopeptidase inhibitor activity.
UGCUUUUAAUUACGUUCCCGGUUCGGCACCGUCCACGGCCACUCCAGCCAUCCGCCGCCCAAAUCGAGCACCUCCACAGCCACUCCAGGUUUCCAGCCAAGCCAUCCGCCGUCGCAAAAUCGAGCCAUCUUCUCCCCUCCUCCGCCGCUGCAGCCGAACCCGAUCGACGGAGAUGUGGAAACACCACCGGGUCUUAGGAUCCGUGGCCGCCCUGCUCCUGCUACUCGCCCUCGUCCUACCGUCUAUUCAGACGCAGAAGCAGAGCGCACGAGAGAAGGCUGCCAUGGCGGCGGAACCCGCGCGGCGGUUGGCGGGAGGCAUCGUGGACUCGCUGGGGCGGGAGAACGACCCCUACAUCGUCGACCUCGCCCGCUUCGCCGUCUCCGAGCACAACAAGGAGGGCAAUACCCAGCUGGAGUUGGAGAAAGUGGUGAAGGUCAAGGAGCAAGCUGUUGCCGGCAGGCUCUACUACAUCACAAUCCAGGUCGAUGAAGGCGGGGCAAAGAAGCUGUAUGAAGCCAAGGUGUUGGAGCAGCUGUGGCUGGAUGUCAAGAAGCUCGUCGAGUUCAAGCCCGCAGAGGGCGCCUCUCCCAACGUUUAAGGCUCGUCAGUCCCAACUGUGCAAGGAUCUGGAGAUAUGGUGUGGAUCUAGCUAUCAUCCAUGGAACCUGUCUUUAGCGUGCUCUCUUGUGUAAUAGUAUCAAGAACAAGUCUGCUUCUUGCGAGUUGUUUUAACCUGCCCAUUAUAUAUCUUGUCGUUCGAGUUUCA